Culex quinquefasciatus (southern house mosquito) is the source of this 1212-nucleotide messenger RNA. Its product is annotated as BTB/POZ domain-containing protein 6-like. Gene Ontology annotation, cellular component: cytosol. Gene Ontology annotation, biological process: neurogenesis. The coding region runs from base 81 to 1205 and encodes 374 amino acids. Gene Ontology annotation, molecular function: protein binding. Lineage: Eukaryota; Metazoa; Arthropoda; Insecta; Diptera; Culicidae. The record is from RefSeq and is a predicted model, not a curated record. The transcript has 2 exons.
AGUUAUGAGUCUUCUUUAGAUUGUCAAAGCGGUUCGAGGUCGAUCGCUGUGGGUGAUUUUAUUUUGAUAAUCGUUUGAGGAUGGCGCAGAAACCCUUCGCGUACGAUCUGUGCCUGGAGGAUCGCCUGGAGCAGCUGGUCAACAGCGAGUACACCGCGGACGUGUUCUUCAAGGUGGGCGAAGCCGGCGAGCCGAUGUUUGCCCACAAGAACGUAAUCACGACGGCCAGCGAGGUGCUGUACGCCCAACUCAACGGUCAGUUCCACGAUGCCAUCAGUAACAGCCGCGACAAUCCGAUCGCGGUCAAGGACAUCAGUCCGGUGGUAUUUUUGGAGAUUUUACGCUUCAUGUACUGCGAAAGGGUUAAUUUCACUGAUGAAAUCUUCGUGGAGUUGUACUAUGCCGCCAAGAAGUACCUGCUGUCCAAGUUGGUCGAUGUUUGCGACAAGUACAUCGAGGGUGAGAUCAAGGAGGAUAAUGUGCUGAAGAUCUUCAACGACAAUCGACGGUACGAGUUUGACGACAUCAAUACCGUCUGUUUGCGCGUGAUUUGCGACAACCCGUUGGAGUGUUUCGAGCAGGAACGGUUUCUGAAAAUGGAGAAAAGUUCGCUGAAGUUGAUACUGGAAAGUCCGAAGAUCAACUGCCUCGAAGACCAUCUGGAAAAUGCCACUCAAAGAUGGUUGGAGUGCAACGUAAACGGACAAACGACUUCCAAGGAUUUCUUAUAUUUGGCUGUGAGACGAAGCGGUCGGGAGUUGCUUUGUCAAAAAUUGUAUGCAUUUUCAGCGUUUCGCUAUGCUGAUGAAAUUUUGACGGAUAUGUUCGUCGAUGUUUAUCAGAGUUUCAAUUUGUACGGAUUCGGAAUUUUUAUUGGAACUAAAUCCAAAAACAUAAACGCAGUUAAUUUGUACGUGGAGAUCAUAGCUGAAGACGGCAAUCAUGAAUUAGAUGAGAAGAGGACAGUUCCAGUGAACGGAGAGUUGUAUGUAUUUGAAAUGUUUUUCAAAAAGAUAAUAUUGCAAAAAGAUAAUCGAUAUCAAAUUGUCGUUAAGUUGGAUGCAUAUGUAGAGCCACUCUCAGAAAUGUUUCAUCUAGAUUACUUUCAACCUGUUGGAAACACAUGGAAUACGCUGAUGAUGUUGACUUACACGACCGAUAUCAAGCAGAAUUGCUUGGCUCACAUGCUUUACAGUAAACAAUAAAUGGAAC